This is a messenger RNA of Salvia hispanica, 2041 nucleotides long. Its product is annotated as protein NUCLEAR FUSION DEFECTIVE 4-like. Lineage: Eukaryota; Viridiplantae; Streptophyta; Magnoliopsida; Lamiales; Lamiaceae. Gene Ontology annotation, cellular component: membrane. The record is from RefSeq and is a predicted model, not a curated record.
CCAUAUCAAGUUGGGAGAAAUAAUUAUAACAUGUAAAAGUAAAAGGCAACGGUGCGGGCCGGCGUAAGUAUGGAGGGCCAUGCAGAAUUCUGUAUGGAACACCGAACCACCAUAAUUUCCAUGUUUUCUCCCCAAUUAUGACAUUUAGCAAACACUGAACAGUAAAGCUACUAGUACUCAAUUUACGCAUUUCUGAAUGGGUGUAAAGCUGUCGCCGGCGUCCCCCGCCGGAAAAUGGCUCGGCCUCGUCACCGCCGUGUGGGUGCAAGCAAUUGCCGGCAACAAUUACACCUUCUCCAACUAUUCCGACGCCCUCAAAACACUCAUGGGACUCACUCAGCUCCAGCUCAACACCCUCUCAUUCGCCAAAGACGCCGGCAAAGCCUUCGGCAUCAUCGCCGGCCUCGCCUCCGACCGCCUCCCCACGGCCGUCAUCCUCCUCAUCGGCUCCGUCGAAGGAUUCGUCGGCUGUGGCGUGCAAUGGCUCGUCGUCAGCGGCCGAAUCCAGCCUCUACCUUAUUGGGCGAUGUGUAUCUUCAUCUGUAUGGGCGGAAACAGCACGACGUGGAUGAACACCGCGGUUUUGGUGACAUGCUUUCGCAAUUUCCGGAAGAAUCGCGGCCCUGUUUCGGGAAUCUUAAAAGGCUACGUCGGCCUGAGCACCGCCAUCUUCACCGACAUCUGCUCCGCGCUCUUCGCCAACGAUCCGGCGAAGUUUCUGUUGAUGCUCACCGUCGUCCCCCUCAUCGUCUGCCUCUCCGCCAUGCUCUUCCUCCGCGAGAUCCCGCCGUCGCAGACGGCAUCAGAGGAAGGCGAGGAGACGAAAUUCUUCGGCGUAAUCAACGCAAUCGCCGUCGUAAUCGCGAUCUACCUCCUCGCAUUCGACAUCACCGGCGCCCACGGCCGCCUCUUCUCGCAAUUCUUCGCCGCGAUUCUCCUGAUCCUCCUAGCGUUGCCUCUCCUCAUCCCGAUUUACCUCCUCACGAAGAAUAUCGUCUCUUCUAAUCGCGAAUCCGCCGACGUGGAGCAGAGCGCGACGGAGCCACUUCUCGUGGAGGCGCCGGAGGUGGAAGCGGUUGUUGCGGCGGCGGAGAAGAGGCGGCCGGUGGUGGGGGAAGAGCACACGAUUAGCGAGGCGAUGAAAACCGCGGAUUUCUGGAUCUUGUUCGGGUCGUUUUUGUGCGGGGUGGGACCGGGUCUCUCGGUUGUAAAUAAUCUCGGGCAAAUGGGUCGGGCUCUCGGGUACGCGGAAGCAUCCAUAUUCGUUUCGCUCACAAGCAUAUGGGGAUUUUUCGGUCGGAUCCUAUCCGGGUCGGCUUCCGAAUACUUCAUCAAGAGGGCUGGAACACCCAGGCCGGUUUGGAAUGCGGCUUCACAGAUUCUAAUGGCGAUGGGCUACGUUGUGCUGGCCGUGGCCAUGCCGGGAUCGCUCUACGUGGGCUCUAUCUUGGUCGGCAUCUGCAGCGGCGUGCGCCUCGCCGUCUCGGUCCCGGCCGCGUCGGAGCUCUUCGGCCUCAAGUACUUUGGCCUCAUGUACAACGUCCUCAUCCUCAACCUCCCGCUGGGCUCGUUCCUCUUCUCUGGCCUGCUCGCGGGCCUCCUCUACGAUGCCGAGGCGACGAGCACGGCCGGGGGCGGAAACACGUGCGUGGGCGCCCAUUGCUACCGGCUCGUGUUCGUGGUUAUGGCGGUCGCGUGUGUCGUGGGGUUCGGCCUUGAUGUGCUGCUGUCUAUGAGAACUAAAUCAGUGUAUGCCAAGAUUUAUGCUAGCAGGAAAUGUGAGAAAGAUUCAUAUGUUAUUGUUCAAUAAGCCUAGAGAGAUAUAGAGUGAUGGCUAAUUGGGAAUUUUAGUCUCAAUUGUAAAUUUAUGUGUUUGAUAUGUUGUUUUUGGUAUCGGUAUAUACUCCACUAAAAUGUGACAUAUUACUAAAAGUUUUGAUUUUCAAUUUCAUGUAAUGUAGAAAAAUUCAUGUUUUGUAUCACGUGAAAAAAUUCAGUCAUCUACAUUCUAUUACGUCUAUUUUGAUAUUUUUCAAUCAAA